AUGCUGGAGGACCUAACCGUCCGACUCCCCUUGAUGGAUGCGAUCCAAAUGAUGCCCUCCAUGCGCAGCUUUAUGAAGGGAUUAAUCUCAGGAAAAACAUCAGAGGAGAGCGAAUUCAUGACUAUCUCUAAGGAGUGCAGCGCAGUGCUUCAGAACAGACAGAUAAAGAAGCAAGGAGACCCUAGCAAGUUCGUCCUAUCUAUCCAGAAUGGGAAGACAGUUUUCUCAUCCUCCCUGGUUGAUCUGGGAUUCAGCGUAAACCUCAUGCCCUACUCUGUAGCAAGACAUCUGGGAUACACGCAUUUCAAACCAGCUUGGAUGUCCUUGGUGUUCGCGUAUAGAUCAGUUAAGUCCCCGGUUGGUAUUCUAGAGGAUCUCCAAGUAAAAUUCGGGAACACCUCUGUUCCAGCAGACUUCGUAGUUCUAGAGCUGGAAGAGGAAUCCAAAGAUCCUCUCAUUUUAGGAAGACCAUUCCUAUGUACUGUUGGAGCCAUCAUUGAUGUGCGGCAAGGGAAGAUUGAUCUCAAUCUGGGAGACAUAGUCAUGCAGUUCAAGAUGGAUGAGUUGCUGAAGAAGCCGAUGCUGGAUGGACAGGCCUUCAAGGUGGAUGAAGGGAUUGAUCCGCUGCAACCUCGCGACGGGAUGAUCGAGGAGAUUCUUACAGAAGAUCCACUUGAGCUUGCACUAGUAAGAGCUGAGGCCGAGCAGAGUGUCGAGAACAUUGACGCAGACGGGUAUGCUAAGAUGCUUGACUCCGCAAGGAGUAUGGGAAGAAUGGUGGCGAGUCCAAGUCUGGGGGAAGAAAGCAACAAGGACGAGAACACUCCAACUAGAGCGUCCCCUUUACCGAACUCGCCAAACCAACCUGAUGAUCCCUGGAGCGAGUUGAAGGCUCCCAAGGUUGAGCUAAAACCCCUUCCCAAGGGGCUCAGGUACGCUUUCUUCGGUCCGAAUUCCACUUACCAUGUCAUUGUGAACGCUGAACUCAAAAAUGUGGAAAUUGCACUGCUUUUGUGUGAGCUUAGGAAGUAUCAUAAGGCAUUAGGAUAUUCACUAGCUGACAUACCUGGCAUCUCACCUGAUUUAUGCAUGCAUAGAAUACACCUAGAAGAUGAAUCAAUGACUUCUGUUAAACAUCAGAGGAGGUUAAACCCGAAUCUAAAAGAUGUUGUUAAGAAAGAGAUAAUGAAACUUCUUGAAGCGGGUGUGAUCUAUGCCAUAUAUGAUAGUAAGUGGGUUAGCCUUGUUCAUGUAGUACCUAAGAAAGGUGGGAUCACUGUUAUCACAAAUGAAAAGAAUGAAUUGAUCCCUACUAGAAUAUUUGAUUUUAACAGCGAGUGCGUAGCUGCGUUCCAUACGAUCAAAGGAGCUCUAGUCAGCGCACCUGUUGUACAACCGCCAGACUGGGAUCUCCCUUUUGAGAUCAUGACUGAUGCUAGCGAUUUUGCAGUUGGAGCAGUCCUUGGGCAGCGCAAGGACAAGAAACUUCAUGUGAUCUAUUACGCAAGCAAAACCAUGGAUGAAGCUCAAUGCAGAUACGCUACGACUGAGAAGGAACUCGUAGCUAUUGUUUUUGCAUUCGAGAAGUUCAGAUCCUACCGGGUGGGAUCAAAGGUGGUUGUGCACACAGACCAUGCUGCUCUUAAGUACUUGCUCACAAAGAAGGAUGCAAAACCGAGGUUGUUGAGGUGGAUUCUUCUUCUCCAAGAAUUUGAUCUCGAGAUAAAAGACAAAAAGGGAGUCGAGAAUGGGGUUGCAUGCCACUUGUCCAGAAUGAAGAUUGAGGACAACACAGCUCUUGAUGAAGAACACACAGUGGAACACUACUCUCACCUCCCCUGGUUUGCUGAGAUUGUGAACUUCCUAGCUGCUGAAAAGGAACCACUUAAGUUCACUGGAAACGAGAAGAGGAAAUUCUUAAGAGAGGCGAGGCAGUAUGUUUGGGAUGAACCAUACUUGUACAAACAGGAUUCUCACGCCUACAUAGCUCGAUGCGAUACAUGCCAGCGACUUGGGAACAUCAGCAAAAGGAAUGAAAUGCCUCAGAAUUACAUUUUAGAAGUUGAGGUAUUCGACUGUUGGGGAGUCGACUUCAUGGGACCAUUCCCUUCGUCCUUCAAGAACGAGUACAUCCUGGUCGCCAUUGACUAUGUCUCCAAGUGGGUAGAAGCAGUGGCGAGUCCCACUAAUGAUGCAAAAGUGGUGACUAAGAUGUUCAGCUCCAUCAUCUUUCCGAGAUUUGGGGUGCCUAGAGUGGUCAUUAGCGAUGGCGGAACACACUUCAUCAACAAGGCAUUUCAGGGUCUGUUGAAGAAGAAUGGGGUGAAACACAAGGUGGCUACCGCUUAUCACCCCCAGACGAGUCGACAGGCUGAAGUUUCCAACAGGGAAGUCAAGAACAUUCUACAGAAAACUGUCAAUACCUCGCGCAAGGACUGGUCGCUUAAGCUGGACGAUGCUCUCUGA
Messenger RNA from Brassica oleracea var. oleracea, 2466 nucleotides. RefSeq lists its product as uncharacterized. NCBI's taxonomy places the organism in Eukaryota, Viridiplantae, Streptophyta, Magnoliopsida, Brassicales, Brassicaceae. Gene Ontology annotation, molecular function: nucleic acid binding. The record is from RefSeq and is a predicted model, not a curated record. The coding region runs from base 1 to 2466 and encodes 821 amino acids. The transcript is spliced from 4 exons. Gene Ontology annotation, biological process: DNA integration.